GCAGCCUUGACUUCACCUUGCUGGCUCGAGCACAAGCAGUCAUCCCACCUCAGCUGGAACUAGAGCUGGGUCUCACUCACUCUGUUGCCUAGACUAGUCUCAAGCUCCCGGGCUCAGGUGAUCCUCCCAUCUUAGCCUCCUGAGUAGCUGGGACUAUAGGCAUGCACCAGCACACCCAGCUAAUUAUUUUUUUUGUAGAGAUGGGAUCUCUCUAUGUUGCUUAGGCAGGUCUUAAGCUCUUGGGCUCAAGUGAUCCUCCCGCCCUGGUCACCUAAAGGGCUGGGAUUACAGGCCUGUGCCAUCACGCCCGGCCCAGCCUGCCCUCCUGACCUGACAACUGAAGCUCUACUGAAGACUGCAGCAGGGCAUCCAGGCUGUGGAUCCCCACACACCAGCUCUGACUCAGUUGCCCAUAUGCCCUGGGAAGCCAGUGGCUCCCACCAAACCUCAUAUUUUCUUCCAUAAAACAGAGCUGUGCUGAGGAUUCCCUGUGGCUACCAUGUCCAGGAGCCCAGCACCAGUUCAAAGCUAAGGCCAUCCCUGCAUCUCACCUUUCCUCCCUCUCACACAUACACUACAUCUGCCUCACCUCUCAAAAAGAACAUCUGCAGUCAUAAUUCCUGAUGUUCUUGUUACUUGCCACCCCCUAAAGGCAUUUCCUGUGGGUUCAGGGGAACCUGAGUUGAAAAACUUGGGCGUUGUGAAGGUGAAGCCAGAGGGCCACAAGCUGAGUGAACACAGCAGUUGUGAAAAGUCCCAGGUGCUUCCUGGGGACAGGGAGACACCACAGACCAAAAAGCAAAGGGGCCUCUGAUGUGACUUCAAUAUCAAGUCUUGAUGCAGAUGGCCAGGUAUUAGGCGUCCAUCAAUUUCUCCCAAGAGCCACUUCGCACCAGGAGCAGGCAAGAAGGGUAAAGAGGAGCCAGAUUGAAGCAGGGCUCCUUGUUGUGAACUGAACGCGAGCCCAGGAAUCUCGUCCAGCAAGAGGGUCCCAAACCUGGAAGAGAGCGUGCACCGAAAAAAAAGGAGAUAGAAAGGAGCGAGGUCUAGAGGGCUACAUGCGCUAUGCCCAUGCAGCAAUUUUAUUUUUGCAAUAUGUUCCAUUAUAUACUUUUCUGAAGUUAAUGUUGUUUACACCAGAUCAACAUACUUAAGUUACAGUAAGCAAGUUACGCCCACUAUGUUACGCCCAGUAAGUCAGUUACGCCCAGUAAGUUACGGUAAGUUAAGCCCAGCAAGUAAAUUACGCCCAGUAAGUACUUAACAAUUCUAAGCAAGUUACAGUUACGCCCAGUAAGUAGGUUACGUCCAGUAAGUAGGUUAUGCCCAAUAGGUCAAGGUAAGUAAGUUACAGUCACGCCCAGUAAGUUAUGGUAAGUUACAGUUACACCCAGUAAGUUACAGUAAGUUACCAAGUGUAAAUACUUAAGUUAAUAUUUUACAAUGAAGGUAACAAGGGUCCAAAAUGAACACAAUCAAGGAAUAAACCAUAAGGAGCCAAAAGUAGACACAAUGCCUCCCAAGUUCUCAUAUUCAUAAAGUAAUGUCUGUUAAUUAUUAGAAUAACAUAGUCUCUCUCUCGAUUCCUGCUUUCCCUCAGCUCGACUCCCCCAACCAGGGAUCUGUGUCCGGGCUCAAGCUCACGGUAUGGCGAGGCCCAUUUCCUAGGGGCCUCACACAGGAGCGAUCCCCACAGGUCCCUCAGCUCCUUCGCUUGCAAGCCACACAGGUGGCCAGAGAGACUCUGUGUGUGUGUGUGUGUGUGUGUGUGUGUGUGUGUGUGUGUGUGUUUCUUCUGAAGCUCAGGAUGCCCCAAAUAUUUCUGCUGAAGCCUCAGGCUGGGCCUCUGCCUAAGAUGCCAUUGAGUAGCCCAGAUACUGGGGCUCCAGCGUUUGUCACCAGCUGGCACCCAAAUGUGGGAGGUAGGCAGGCCAGUGUCCCUCGUGCCCUUUUUGCCUAUCUGGCCCUGUGUCCCUAUGCCACUUUGCUGGGGAGAGUCUUUUCACCUAUACCUCCUCUGAGUCGACUCUGGGCAGAAACACAAAUGUGUAUCAGGCACAUGCUUUCCCCAAAAGAUGGAUGACCAGUUGUGUGAUCAGGGCUGUUAUAGGGGCUGAAGGGUCCUGAGGAGUCCAGGUCUAGCCAUGUUUAGGCAUAUCCUGCUGCAUUUUCCAUCCACCUGACCCAAAUACACCACCUGAACUCGCAGCCAGGUAUGCCCACACCGCAUGGAGGGGCCUUGACACACAUACCCUGCCCCUUUCUCCAAGCCCAGGAGCAACUGCCCAGACUUCCCUCAGGGCACCUUGGUCUGCUGGAGACUACACAGUGCCUGGGAGGGUGCCUGGGGAGGGUCACAAGGGACAUGGUGUUAGAAGCAAGAAAAACGUAGGGACCAGAAAAGUUGUGGUGCAUCCCGGAAGGGAUACGGGUCAGUUUAAGCAGGGAUGUGGGAGUCCACCCCUGGCCUUGCCAGGUGUAGAGGCGCGUGGGCCAGACAUUCGCGGCAGGACUCGGGGGAACACGCCAAGAGGCGGAAGGGGCACGUGGAGACCCAAGGAGGCGGCCGGAAGAAGCGUGCCGGGCGGUUGGCCGCUGCCGGGCGGCGGCAGUUGGCAACCUGUGGCUUGCCAGGAGAAGUCGGGAGUCCAGCCGGGCCGCGGCCGCAAUGGCCAAGGACUCGCCGGGCCCCUUGGGCGCAUCGUCCAAGAAGCCGGGCUGCCCCAGCCCGGCGGCAGCAGUGCUGGAGAACCAGAGGCGGGAGCUGGAGAAGCUACGGGCGGAGCUGGAGGCGGAGCGAGCGGGCUGGCGGGCAGAACGGCGGCGCUUCGCUGCGCAGGAGCGUCAGCUGCGGGAGGCGGCAGAGCGGGAGCGGCAGCAGCUGGCUGACCAUCUGCGCUCCAAGUGGGAGGCACAGCGUUGCCGGGAGCUGCGGCAGCUGCAGGAGGAGAUGCAGCAGGAGCGAGAGGCGGAGAUCCGGCAGCUGCUGCGCUGGAAGGAGGCCGAAUUGCGGCAGCUGCAGCAACUGCUGCACCGCGAGCGUGAUGGCGUGGUGCGCCAAGCCCGGGAGCUGCAGCGCCAGCUGGCCGAGGAGCUAGUGAACCGCGGCCACUGCAGCCGCCCGGGGGCGUCCGAGGUCUCCGCCGCGCAGUGCCGCUGUCGCCUGCAGGAAGUGUUGGCGCAGCUUCGCUGGGAGACUGACGGCGAGCAGGCGGCGCGCAUCCGCUAUCUGCAGGCGGCUCUCGAGGUGGAGCGCCAGCUCUUCCUCAAGUACAUCCUGGAGCACUUCCGCGGGCAUCCCGCUGUAUCGGGAUCCCCAGACACCCAGGCUGUGCAUUCCUUGGAAGACCUGCUGCCCCAGACCUCGAGCGGCUCUUGCUAUGCCCCCAACCCCGCCAGUCGACUCGGAUCUCUUGAUAGCCUGAGUGCCAGAGUCCGUGUCUGCUCUGGCUCUCUAGACCUGGUGUCCUCUGCAUGCUCCAGCUCCCUAGAUGGUCUGCUGUCCACGCGCGCCAGCUCCCUUGAUUCCUUCACACCACCGCGUUCCCGCUCUCUUGACAGCACCCGGAGUCUCCCCAAGGCCUCCAAAUCCGAGGAGCGGCCCUCCUCACCAGACAUCUCCACCCCUGGCUUCCGGAGUCUCCCGCCGCCGCCGUUGCCACUCCUGCCGCCAUCACCACCACCAUCAGUCCACGGGAAACUCAGCAACCCUCGGAGAGGAGAAGGCCCCGAGAGCAAGCCCUGCGAAGUCCUGACUCCCUCAUUCCCGGGCCUGGGCCACCAAGCGCUGAUAAGGCUGAACUGGCUGCUGGCCAAGGCAUUGCGGGUGCUGGCGUGCCGCUGUUCUAUCCUGCACGAGGAGAACAAGCAGCUGCGGCGUGCAGGCUUCCUCUACCAGGCAGACGAGAAGGUGAAGCGGCUCAAGGUGAAGCGCGCGGAGCUGACCGGGCUCGCGCAGCGCCUGGCGGACGGGGCCCGUAAGCUGCAGGAGACCAACCUUCGGGCAGUGAGCGCUCCUGUGCCCAGCGAGAGUUGCGUCGGCCUGGAGCUAUGCCAGGCCUUUGCCAGCCAGCGCGCCCAGGACCUGUCGGAGCAGGCGAGCGCGCUGCUGGCCAAGGACAAGCAAAUCGAAGAGCUGCGGCAGGAGUGCCACCUCCUGCAGGCGCGUAUGGCCUCCGGCCCCUGCAGAGACCCGCAUCCUGGAAGGGAAAGUCCCUGUACACAGUGGCUCAACAUUAGCGACUUGGACCGCCUGCAGCGCGAGUCCCAGCGGGAAGUGCUGCGCCUACAGAGGCAGUUGACGCUUCCACAGGGCUACGGUGGCGCCCGGCCCGAGGCGGGCGGCCAGAGCGCAACCUGUGAGGAGAUGCGGCAGCAGAUGCUGGCGUUGGAGCGCCAGCUGGACGAGCGGCGGCGCGAGUGCGAGGAGCUGGGCGCCCAAGCGGCAGCGGCGCGGCGGCGCGGCGAGGAGGCGGAGGCACAGCUGCAGGCGGCGCUGCUCAAAAACGCCUGGCUGGCGGAGGAGAAUGGUCGGCUGCAGGCCAAGGCCGACUGGGUGCGGAAGGUGGAGACUGAGAACAGCGAAGUACGCGGCCACCUGGGCCGCGCGUGUCAAGAGCGCGAUGCCGCCGGCUUGAUGGCUGAGCAGCUGCUGCAGGAGGCGGUGCGUGGGCAGGACAGCCAGCAGCAGCUGCAACACGACCCCCAGAAGGGCCAGUGUGACCUCCAUGCUUCCCGGAAGGAGAUGCAAGCGCUGCAGUGUCACCCUGAUCACCCUCCCCAACAGCCCCAGGAGACCAGUCAAAUGCCGGAGUCCCAAGUUAAGGGUAGCAGAAGGCCCAAGUUCCAGCCACGGCCUGAAGAGUACUCACGGUCACAGCCCAGCAGAGGCAUACAGGAGAAAAGGGAAGCCUCCCUCGAGGAGAGCCCAGUUGCCCUUGGGGAGCCAGCCAGUGUCCCCCAAGUUUCAGAGACAGUCCUUGCCAGCCGACCUCUGUCCAAGAAAACUAGCUCCCAGUCAAACUCCUCCUCUGAGGGGUCGAUGUGGGCCACCGUGCCAUCCUGCCCUACUCUGGAUGGGGACACAGCCACUGAGGUGGAUGACCUCCAGUGUGACAGUGUGUCCCUGGCCCUGGAAGUGGGGAGCCUGGUGGCUCCUGCUACCCCCAAGCUCAAGAUCUUCAUGGCUCAGUAUAACUACAACCCAUUUGAGGGGCCCAAUGAUCACCCCGAAGGUGAGCUGCCCCUCACAGCUGGGGACUAUGUAUACAUCUUUGGAGACAUGGAUGAGGAUGGUUUCUAUGAGGGGGAGCUUGAGGAUGGCCGACGGGGGCUGGUGCCCUCCAACUUGGUGGAGCAGAUUCCAGACAGCUACAUCCCAAGCUGCCUGCCUGCCAAAUCCCCUGACCUUGGCCCCAAUCAACUUCCAGCUGGGCAGGAUGAAGCUCUAGAGGAAGACAGCUUAUUACCUGGGGAACCCCAGGGAGUGGUGGACGGAGGGCUGUGCCAGAUGGGAAGUGUGGGCUCCAAGACAGAAGCAGCAACAGAUGUCCUGGAUACCAAGAUGGAAGCCUGCCAGCUGGGCUUGCCGCAGAGGGUGGGGAAGCAGGGCCUCUCCAGACCCCUUCUGGGCACCAAAGGGGUUCUCUGUUUGGCCCCCAUGCAGCUACACCUGCAGAAUGUCACAGCCACAUUGGCCAAGAUCACCUGGGUCUAUAGCAGCUGCCACCACCCCCACAUGGUGUAUCUUGAUGACCAAGAGCAUGCCCUGACCCCAGCGGGUGUGAGCUGCUACACCUUCCAGGGUCUGUGCCCCGGCACACACUACCAGGCACGGGUGGAGGUGCGGCUGCCGUGGGACUUGCUGCAGGUGUACUGGGGAACAAUGUCCUCCACCAUCACCUUCGACACACUCUUGGCAGGACCUCCCCACCCACCACUGGAUGUGCUGGUGGAGCGCCAUGCCUCUCCAGGUGUCCUGGUGAUCAGCUGGCUCCCUGUGACCAUUGACUCAGCUGGGUCCUCCAAUGGAGUCCAGGUCACCGGUUAUGCUGUGUAUGCAGAUGGGCUCAAGGUUUGCGAGGUCGCCGAUGCCACUGCUGGGAGCACCCUGUUGAAGUUCUCCCAACUACAGGUGCCCCUAAUGUGGCAGAAGAUCUCAGUGAGAACCAUGUCACUCUGUGGCGAGUCCCUGGAUUCAGUGCCGGCUCAGAUCCCUGAGGACUGCUUCAUGUAUCAUCGAUGGCCAGAGACACCUCCCUUUAGCUACAUUUGUGGAGACCCAUCCACCUACAGAGUCACCUUCCCCGUCUGCCCCCAGAAGCUGGCACUGGCUCCUCUGAGUGCCAAAGCCAGCCCCCACAACCCUGGAAGCUGUGGGGAGCCCCACGCUAAGUUCCUAGAAGCAUUCCUUGAAGAAUCCCCUAGAAGGCAAUCCCCAGUGUCCAACCUGGGCUCAGAAGAAGAAUGUUCAAGUUCAGGGGCUGGCAGCCAAGUUCAGGAGCUUGCAGAGGCCUGGGAGGGCUGUAGAAAGGACCUGCUUUUUCAGAAAAGUCCCCAGAACCAUAGGCUACCUUCGCUCAGUGACCAGCCUGGGGAGAAGGAAAAUUGCUGCCGGCACAUGGGCACCAGCAAAAGCCCUGCGCCAGUAUUCAUCCAUCUACCCACUGAGUGUGGGGCCAGGAAGGAACCAAGUCAGGAAAAGGCUGCCUUUGAGAGGGUCCUUAGGCAAAAGCAACAUGCCCAAGGGCUCACACCUCCCCAGCUGGGCGCCAGCCAACAGUACACAUCUGACUUCCAUAACAUUUGGGAGGAGGAGCAGGAGGCACUGUGCUUGGAUCUGUGGGGCACGGAGAGGCAAGAGAAGAAGAGGGAGCCCAGGCCCCAGAGCAGACAUGGAAAGGCUCUGGGGGGCAAGAGAGAGUGCCAGCUGCAUGAGUCCAGCUUGGCACUGUGUCCAGCUCCAUCCAGCAAAGUCAUCAAGAUGCCCAGGGGUGGCCCCCAACAACUGGGGACAGGGGCCAACACUCCAGCCAGGGUCUGUGUAGCCCUCUCUGAUUACAACCCUCUGGUGAUGUCUGCCAACCCCAAGGCUGCAGAAGAGGAGUUGGACUUCCAGAAAGGGCAGUUGCUAAGAGUGUGGGGCUCUCAAGACACCCAUGGCUUCUACCUUGGUGAGUGCAACGGGCAAGUGGGCAAUAUCCCCGCGCACCUAGUGGCUGAGAUGGAGGUGAGCACAGAGCAGACUGACAGGAGGUGGCAUUUGCCGGCCCAAGGACACCUGCCUUCUAUGGCCCACCUUGAAGACUGGGGGAUGGGGCUCACCAUCCCCCAGGGUUCCUCCCCGAUGCUCCAACAGAACUCCAAGAGACCCCCACUGUGGACUCCAAAGACCAUGAUAGCAGCUCUGGACUAUGAUCCCAGGGAUGGGCAAACAGGGGGCCAGGUGAAGGGCAGGCUGGCGCUGAGGGCAGGAGAUGUAGUCAUGGUUUACGGGCCUAUGGAUGAACAGGGACUCUAUUAUGGAGAGUCGGGCGGCCACAGGGGCCUGGUCCCAGCCCACCUGCUGGAUCACAUGUCCCUCCAUGGACACUGAGCAAGCAUCCUUGCCCAGGUAGUGGCCUCAGGCUGCUCACACCCUGCCAGAGGAGAAGCAAGCUUGCAGACCCUCACACCAGCACCCCUCCUCGCCACCAUAAGUAGCAUGUGCUCCAAGCGCCACCAUGAUAAGCUGAUGGUAGUCCUUAAGUGUCUCCAAGGCUCUGAAAGUAGCAGACUUAAGUCUGAGUUAUUUUCAAAAGAAAACAAAACCAGCCAACCCCUGAGAGUUUGAGAGGCUGUUUCAAAGCUGCUGAUCACUAUGGCAGGUAUUUGGAUAAGUGCCUUUUUCUGUGACCAAUGUGUGUUUUCUCUAGGAGGUUAAGGUUAUCCAUCCAUUGUCUUGUGUGAAAGUCUCAAGAAAAGUCUACAUCUU
This is a messenger RNA of Callithrix jacchus (white-tufted-ear marmoset), 7972 nucleotides long. Lineage: Eukaryota; Metazoa; Chordata; Mammalia; Primates; Cebidae. The record is from RefSeq and is a predicted model, not a curated record.